UUACUUCUUGACCUUUUCACAUUUAAAAAUCCAGCAAAACUUCACAAAAAUGAUCAAAAAACGCUUAGAGUUUCAAGAACUAAAACAUUAGACAGUAGUAAGUGACAUCCAUCUUUUGAUCCGUAAACUACAGCAUAUCACUCUCGUUUGCAACAAGACCUGCCAUUCAGUCUUCAAAACAAACGAUGCGAACAGACUGGGCUGAGCGAUAAAACUAUUUUAAAAUACAUAAUCGGUCAAUUCUACCUCGUAAAUGGGACUAGAUGAGUUCUUUUUAUCCUUUCUUGCCGUGCCGACUCCCCCUACCUCCUCAUCCGCUUGCAGAAUUGUAUAAAGAACAAAAAUCGUGCUGGGGAGGGGGUUGAUACGGCGAAGCUGAAAUCGAGAGGCGAACCCAGGAAAGAGGAGUAUUUUGUACACGGGACUUUCCCCCCCUUCGUCCCUAAAAAGGAGGGGGAAAAGUCAUAUUUUUUAAAACCGAUAAUUACAGAUAGGCUCAGGCGCCUACUUCUGAGGAAAUAUAUCUUAAUUCGUUAAAAAUAUGGCCGAGAACGUUCUGGACUCGCCUUCAGCCAAGAGGCCUAAACUGUCUUCCCCGGCACUAUCAGCCAGCGAUGGAAACGAUUUCAGCUCCCUUUUUGACCUGGAGCAUGAUCUCCCAGAUGAGCUAAUCAAUUCCUCAGAGCUGAGCCUGGCAAAUGGAGUGGACCACAGCCAGCUGCACACCAACUUCGGUAGUAGGGGUGGGGCCAUCGCAGGAGUUAUGUCCAGUGUCCAGGAUGCAGCAGCCAAGCACAAGCAGCUCUCAGAACUUCUCCGGCAUGGAUCCACACAUGCAGUACAGCAGCAGGGAACAAUGGGCAGUCCAAUGGGAGCCUCGAUGGGUCUGUUCGGGAAUAUGAAGGCUUCAAGUCCCCAGGGCAUGGGCCAACAAGGACAACAACAUCUUUCUCCUCAACAGGCUACCCUUAUGCAGCAACAGCAGCAGAUGUCUGGGAUGGUGGGCAUGAACAGGAAUAUGCUCGGACAUCAGAAAGGCAAUGGACAGCAGCAGACAGGAGGGCCCACUCCACAGCAGGAAAACAUGAUGGGAGGACAGAUGAUGAAUGGCUCGCCUAGAAUGGGACCUCACAAUCCGGGCAUGGGCAGUAAUGGCAACCUGCUAGCAGAGGCUCUUCAGCAGCAGCAGCAGACAGCAGGAGGCCAGGGGGGACUGAGGCCACAGCAGCCUGUAACAAUGAACAAGAUGGGAAUGAAUGCUGGUUCAGGCCCCUAUGGAGGCCCAUAUGGUCAGCCUGCCAGUCAGAGUAUGGGUGUUGCAGGGCUGGCCCCUUUACUCCAAAACAAACCAGGUCUGCCCAACAGUCCGGCCCAGUUUAACCUCAACAAGAAACCUCAGCCUAUGCAAGGCAUACCUGGCAUGCAGGCUUCUCAGCCUUCCCCAGCCGGUGCUGCCGGAGGUGCAGGAACAGACGGCAUGGUACCCAACACUCAAGGAAGUCUUGGCCCUGGAUCAGCCACCUCAGUCGUGACUGCAGCAGGAGUGGGAGGUGUACCUCCAGCGGCCGACCCAGAAAAGCGCAAACUUAUACAGCAGCAGCUGGUGCUUUUGCUCCAUGCCCACAAAUGCCAGAGGCGGGAGCAGGCCAAUGGGGAAGUACGGCAGUGCAACCUGCCCCACUGUCGAACCAUGAAGAAUGUUCUCAAUCACAUGACGCACUGCCAGGCUGGCAAGUCUUGCCAAGUGGCGCACUGUGCCUCAUCCAGACAGAUAAUCUCUCACUGGAAGAACUGCACACGGCACGACUGCCCUGUAUGUCUACCUUUGAAAAAUGCAGGAGACAAGAGGAAUCAGCAGUGUGAGUCUCUCUUGAGUUCUGCAGUUGUGGGGUUAAGUACGUCUUUGGGUAAUGUGACUGGUGGCCCACCUAGUGCCCCCAAUCUCAACACCCCAGGGCAGAUAGAUCCCAGCUCCAUCGAGAGGGCUUAUGCGGCCCUUGGCCUCACAUACCAGGGAAACCAGGCAUCCCCUCAACCUGUCCAACAGUCACCACGGGCACUAAACACUAUGGGAGCAAAUCCUGUGGGUGUAAAUGGGGCAGUGGGUGGUCAGUCUCCGAAUCAGCAAUCUAAUCUUCUCCAGGAUACAAUGAUGCAUCUGAACAUGAACUCAUCAAGCCUGAUGAAUGACAACAAUGCCUUGGGUGGUGUGGGGUCUAUGCCUUUGGCCAACCCUGCUGCCAGUGGUGGCAUGAGGAAGAGCUGGCAUGAGGACAUUAAUCAGGACCUACGCAACCACCUGGUGCACAAACUAGUCCAGGCUAUUUUUCCAACUCCAGACCCAGCUGCAUUGAAGGAUCGGCGCAUGGAGAAUCUAGUGGCCUAUGCACGUAAAGUGGAGGGGGACAUGUAUGAGUCUGCUAACAGCAGGGCAGAAUAUUACCAUCUGCUUGCAGAGAAGAUCUAUAAGAUCCAGAAGGAAUUGGAAGAGAAGCGAAGGACACGGUUACAGAAGCAGGGUAUGAUGCCCACUCAGCCUGGCAUGUCCCCCACUGGCCUGCAACAAGGGCCACCCACAGGACUGUCACCUAAUGGUUCUCUCUCAGAUCCUACAAUGGUGCAGCCUUCUGGACCAAACCAGAUGAUGAACAGGUUGCAGAAUGCUGCUGGAAUGAGUCAAUUUAACCAUAUGGGAAUGCAGUCCAUGAGCCAGAGAUCUACACCACCUCUACCACUCAGCUCACCUCUAAACCAGGCGAGCAUGGGCACUGGCAGGAUGCCACAAGCGAAUGUUGCACAGAUGCAAAAUCAGUACAUCCAAUCUGGACAGUUUCCAGGUUCAGGACCUGCGCUUGGUGCUGGGCCUGGUGACAUGCCACACCCCGGAAAUGAGGGUGGUAUCACUCAACAGGGGCAAAUGCCUUUGUCAUCUCUGCCAGUCGGCAGUCCUUUAACCCAGCCUGGGUCUGCUGGGCCCUCUUUGGGCUCUCUGGGUCCCAAUAGCAUCCCUCCAUCAUCCACCCCAUCACAGUCCAUCAACCUCCCGCACUGUCCGCCUGUUCGCCAGAAUUCUCCUUCCCCAGCACGUAGCCGCACACCUACACCGCACCUCACGCCGCCUUCAGGUUUGUCGGGCUCACAGACGCCCCAGCCUCACACCCCAGGCCAACCCCAGUUAGCCACGACUGGCAAUCAGCAACAGUUACCUCCGUCCGCCACUUCUGACAAUGCCAUGCAGCCAUUAGGAGGAACUCCUCCCACUGUGCCUCAAUGUGGCCUUUCUACGCCAAACACAGGCCAGCAUCCACGCACUCCUUUGUCUCAUAAGGGCUCUCUGCCAGUGGACAGCCAGGCUACUACCCCUGCUUCCGUCAGCAGUGCAGAUGCCUCAUUUCAGCAGGGCCACGCAGACUCCAAAGCUGCCUUCGAGCUAAAGGUGGAAGUCAAGCAGAAAGAGGAGGAAGAGGAGGAUGAAGAAACCAUGGGAGGAGGACGAACUGGAAAGCAAGAAGACUUUAAAACUGAAGAAAAACCUAAGAUAAAGAAAGAGGAGCCUUUCAGUGAUGACUAUAAAGGUGUGCCAAUGGAGACAUUGUCCGCAGAAAAAGGAGAGGACAAAAAGCCAGAGCUAAAGACUGAGCCUAAAGAAGAGGAGGAGGGUUCAGGGUCCACAGUUACCCACAGCUCACCUUCUGGAGUCCCUAACAAGAAGAAAACAGUUUUUAAACCAGAGGAGCUGAGGCAGGCCCUGAUGCCCACACUGGAGUCCCUUUACCGUCAGGACCCUGAGUCUCUGCCCUUCCGCCAACCUGUGGACCCUUCGCUGCUGGGAAUACCAGACUAUUUUGACAUUGUGAAGAACCCAAUGGACCUGUCCACAAUCAAACGGAAACUUGACACGGGCCAGUACCAAGAGCCCUGGCAGUACGUCGAUGACAUCUGGCUCAUGUUCAACAACGCCUGGCUCUACAACCGCAAGACAUCGCGAGUCUACAAGUAUUGCUCCAAACUAGCUGAGGUGUUUGAGCAGGAGAUUGACCCGGUCAUGCAAAGCCUCGGCUACUGUUGUGGGAGAAAGCUUGAGUUCUCACCCCAAACUCUGUGCUGCUAUGGGAAGCAGCUGUGCACUAUACCCCGAGAUGCUGCUUACUUUAGUUAUCAGAACAGGUACCACUUCUGCGAGAAGUGUUUCAAUGAGAUCCAGGGUGAGAGUGUGUCCUUGGGAGAUGACCCAUCCCAACCUCAGACAUCAAUCAACAAGGAUCAGUUUGAAAAGAAGAAAAAUGACACACUUGACCCAGAGCUAUUUGUGGAAUGUAUGGAUUGUGAUCGUAAGAUGCAUCAGAUCUGUGUUUUGCACAAUGACACUAUCUGGCCAUCUGGCUUUGUGUGUGAUGGCUGCUUGAAGAAGUCCAAUAAGACUCGGAAAGAGAAUAAAUAUGCUUCUAAAAGGCUUCCACAGACCAAACUAGGCAACUUCUUGGAAGUACGGGUUAAUGACUAUCUGAAGCGACAGAAUCACCCAGAGUCUGGUGAAGUCUUUAUUCGUGUUGUUCAUGUCUCAGACAAAGUGGUGGAAGUCAAACCAGGCAUGAAGGCCAGGUUUGUGGAUAGUGGAGAGAUGGCAGAGUCUUUCCCAUACAGAACGAAAGCUUUAUUUGCCUUUGAGGAUGUUGAUGGUGUUGAUGUCUGUUUCUUUGGGAUGCAUGUGCAAGAGUAUGGCUCCGACUGUCCACCGCCUAAUCAAAGACGGGUUUACAUAUCCUACCUUGACAGUGUCCACUUCUUUCAGCCACGCAGUUUGAGAACAGGAGUGUACCAUGAGAUUCUUAUAGGGUACUUGGAGUAUGCCAAAAAACAAGGGUUCACCACAGGACACAUCUGGGCCUGCCCUCCUAGUGAAGGAGAUGAUUAUAUCUUCCACUGUCACCCUGCAGAGCAGAAGAUACCAAAGCCCAAGCGGUUGCAGGAGUGGUACAAGAAGAUGCUGGAUAAAGCGGUAGCAGAGCGUAUUGUUCAUGACUACAAGGACAUCUUCAAACAGGCAACAGAGGAUCGUCUUACCAGCGCUAAAGAACUGCCCUAUUUUGAGGGUGAUUUCUGGCCUAAUGUGCUUGAAGAGAGCAUCAAAGAGCUGGAGCAGGAGGAGGAGGAAAGAAAGAGGGAGGAAAACAGCACAUCCAAUGAGAGUGUUGAUAUGACAAAAGGUGAUAGCAAAAAUGCCAAGAAAAAGAACAACAAAAAAACAAGUAAGAACAAGAGCAGUCUAUGUCGAGCCAACAAAAAGAAGCCAGGGAUUCCAAAUGUGUCCAAUGACCUUUCACAGAAACUGUACGCCACUAUGGAAAAGCACAAAGAGGUGUUUUUUGUUAUCCGGUUGAUCGCUGGGCCCAAUUCCAAUUCCCUUCCUCCCAUUGUUGACCUGGAUCCUUUGAUGGCAUGUGAUUUAAUGGAUGGUCGUGAUGCCUUCCUAACACUUGCACGGGACAAGCAUCUGGAGUUUUCUUCACUACGACGUUCCAAAUGGAGCACUAUGUGCAUGCUGGUGGAAUUACACAACCAAAGCCAGGAUCGUUUUGUCUAUACCUGCAAUGAGUGCAAGCACCAUGUCGAAACUCGCUUCCAUUGCACUGUUUGUGAGGACUAUGACCUCUGUGUCAAUUGUUACAAUAUAAAAAAUCACCAGCACAAGAUGGAAAAACUGGGCCUGGGUUUGGAUGACGAAAGCAACAGCCAGGCUGCUUCCUCAAUGCAGAAUCCUGGAGACUCCCGUCGUCUCAGUAUCCAGAGGUGCAUCCAGUCCCUGGUGCAUGCUUGCCAGUGCCGCAAUGCCAACUGCUCACUUCCAUCUUGCCAGAAAAUGAAACGUGUAGUUCAGCAUACAAAGGGCUGCAAGCGCAAAACAAAUGGUGGGUGUCCUAUCUGCAAGCAGCUAAUUGCACUCUGUUGUUACCAUGCAAAACACUGCCAAGAGAACAAGUGCCCUGUGCCAUUCUGCCUCAACAUCAAGCAGAAAUUGCGGCAGCAACAGCUCCAGCACAGGCUACAGCAGGCUCAGAUGGUGCGCAGAAGAAUGGCCAGCAUGCAGAGGGCAGGUAUGCAGCUACCAGGAAGCAAAGGUGGGCUGCCAUCUCCAGGGAACAAUAGUACUACUGGACCCAGCACACCAACACCCAGCACUCAGUCCCCUACCCCACAGACACCCACUCAGCAAUGCCAGCCUCCUGUGCCACAGCCUGGAGUUGGAGGUGUUCCAUCUCAGCAACCACAGCAAUUGGCAGGGAUGGCACAUCAGUACCAGCAAAUGUCCGGAGGAAGUGGGAUAAUGAACUCCCCACAGCAGCCCUUGAUACCACAACAGCAGCAACAGCCAACAUCAGUUCAGCAGCUUCAGCAUCCCAACAACCUUCCUCCAUAUGUACAAAGACCUCCUGGAUCCUCUCAAAUUUCCCAGUCCAUGGGAAAUCCAGGCAUUGGGCUGAGCAGCUUCCCUCAACAGCAACAGCCAAACCUAGGACAGCCUGUUAUGCCGCAACAUCAGCAACCUGGUCCCCCACCUGCUGCAGUAGAAAUUGCCAUGAAGAUUCAACGAGUGGCAGAGACCCAAAGGCAAAUGGCUCAGCAGAAGAUCCUGCAAAGGAACCAGGGACCAGGGAUGAUACCUCCACAUGGCAUGCAUCAGGGUCCCCAAACUCAAGGCCAAAUGGGCCUAAACAUUCCUGGGUCUGGAAUGGUUGGACCUCAGGGAAUGCCAUCCCAGGCACAAGCUGCAGUGGCUCGAGCUCACGUAGAACAGCAGCAGGGAAUGAUGACAGCAGGCAUGCAGCAGCAGUCUGGACCUCAGAUUCCGCUCCCUCAAGUCCAGUUGCAGCAAGCCCAGCAAGGAGGACCACAAAUUCAGGCUCCACAGCAACAGCAGCAGUGGGUGGGACCUGGCAUGCCUCCUCAGCAGAGACCUGGAUUAAUGAACCAAAUGGGUCUGCAAGGAAUGGCUGCACCCCAGCAACACCAGCAGAUGGUUGGUCAACAGCAGCAGCAAGGGCAUUCAGGUCUAAUGGGUAUGUUGGGUGGCCAAGGAGGGUCCGUUCCAGCUGGCGCUGGCACUGCAAAUCAUUCCCAGGCUGCCUUACAGGAACUCUUAAAAACCUUAAGGUUACCUAGCUCUCCCCAUCAGCAACAACAAGUCCUGAAUAUUCUACGUUCAAAUCCUCAGCUCAUGGCAACCUUCAUCCGGCAACGGGUUCCCAGGUACCUUGGUCGAGGUGGGCCUGGAAUAGGAGGUGCAGGUGUUGCAGCAGGACCCAGUGGAGGUCCAGGAGUCAUUGAUGGCCAGCAAUUAAAUGUAAAUCCUGGGGCAGCUCAGGCAGGUAUGCAUAUGACACAAGGAACUGGCAUGCCGAUGAAUCAGCAGCAGCAACAACAACAACAACAACAACAACAACAACAGCAACAGCAGCAGCAGCAACAACAGCGGUCUAUGAUGGGUGGCAGUUUGCAGCAACAACAGCAAAUGGUGGCUUUACAACAGCAACAGCAUCAGCAACAAGGUGUUAUGUCCAGCCAGGGCACCAACAUGUCCAACAUUUCCCCCAAGUUCCGAGAGUUGAUGAGGAGUCAUUUGCUGAGGCAGCAGCAACAACAACAACAGCAGCAACAUGUGGGAAACCAUGCUCAGUUUCAGCAUCCUCAACCACCUCAGCAGCAGGGCUAUCUUGGCCAAUCUGGAAUGCCUCCACAGCAGCCUGGACAACCUCUGUCUGGUGGUCUCCAGCAGCAACAAGCAGGUACCCAUUCUGGGACACAGCAGACCUAUUCUGGGUCUGUGUCCCAUCAGCAGGUUGCGGCUCUUCAACAGAGGUUGCAGCACCAGCAACUCCAGAUACAGCAGCAGCAACAACAACAACAACAACAACAACAACAACAGCAGCAGAAUGCUAUGGCUGGACUCCCAGCUGCUGAUGGAGGUCCUGGAGGUGGUGUACCCCUCCAUCAGCAGCAGAUGCAAUCUGCUCAAGUUGGUUCACAACCCUCAGUCAUGCUUUUGCAGCAAAGGCUCCUCCAGCAACAACAGUCACACCGAGGAGCAGGAUCUCCUGCUCAGCACAACAAUCCCAUGAGCCCUCAGCAUCCACAGCAACAAAUGUCCCAGUCUCCCCACUUGCAAGGUCAACAGUUGCCCACUUCCCUAAGCAACCAAGUCCGCUCACCCCAGCCAUCACCUCGUCCCCAGUCUCAGCCACCAAAUUCUUGUCCAUCUCCUCGCAUGCAGCCCCAGCCAUCACCCCAUCGCAUCUCUCCCCAGACCCAGACAGGGUCCCCUCACCAAGGUCAUCUUCCUCCGCACCACACUGGCAUGGUUGCUCCUUCACAACAACAGCAGCAGCCAUCUCAGCAGCAGCAGCAACAGGCCAAAGCUAUGGACCAAGACCCAUUUGGAGCAGACCAGAAUGCCAUGGUUUCACAGCUUGGUGGAAUGGGAGUCUUGCAUGGGCAAGGGACAAGUGAUAUGCUCAAUAAUAACCAAGAAAUGGGGACAAACAUAAAUCACAACUCUUUAGACUAGUGUUGCAGUGCUCCAAAAAACUGUACUGAUUGCCAGGGGUUGGUUGCAGAUUGAAUCUAGGAUUUACAAUGGAUGUCAUCAAUAGUAUUAUUAUUAUUUAAUAUUUUUCUUACGUAAUUGAAAAGAACUGAACUUCCUAUGGGAGAUAAUACAUGUGCAAGUCAACAAAUUAAAUUAAAUGAAUGGUAAGUUAUUGAUGGUACUAAUAUA
Xyrauchen texanus (razorback sucker) is the source of this 8773-nucleotide messenger RNA. Its product is annotated as histone acetyltransferase p300-like. Gene Ontology annotation, biological process: positive regulation of transcription by RNA polymerase II. Gene Ontology annotation, molecular function: chromatin DNA binding; protein binding; histone acetyltransferase activity. Bases 542 to 8563 code for a protein of 2673 amino acids. The transcript has 31 exons. The record is from RefSeq and is a predicted model, not a curated record. Gene Ontology annotation, cellular component: nucleus; histone acetyltransferase complex; transcription regulator complex. Lineage: Eukaryota; Metazoa; Chordata; Actinopteri; Cypriniformes; Catostomidae.